Pimephales promelas (fathead minnow) is the source of this 2964-nucleotide messenger RNA. It is a transcript of the gene fpgs, whose product is annotated as folylpolyglutamate synthase. Gene Ontology annotation, cellular component: cytoplasm; mitochondrion; cytosol. Gene Ontology annotation, molecular function: tetrahydrofolylpolyglutamate synthase activity; ATP binding. Gene Ontology annotation, biological process: tetrahydrofolylpolyglutamate biosynthetic process. The record is from RefSeq and is a predicted model, not a curated record. NCBI's taxonomy places the organism in Eukaryota, Metazoa, Chordata, Actinopteri, Cypriniformes, Leuciscidae.
AGGAUGUCUGCUGUGGUUUUAAUCGCCAGCGAACUGGAAAUGUUAUGCGGAUUCAACUGCCCGCUUUUGCAGCCUUUUGACUUUGUAAACCGCCUUCCUCGAAUCACACAUCAUCAUUCAAUUCUUCUCUAUUUAUCCGAAUCCAUCAGAUUGUUGUCAUUCGCACUGGCAAUAAUAACAAACAGUAGUGAAAUCCUGGUGAAAUCUGUAUGGUGAGCUGAAAGGAGGCGUGGUAUGACGCGAGGUCCAUAUUGACAGGAAAACUCCCCAAAUUUGGUGCUGCUUCCUGCACUCUACGGGUCCUCACGAUGCGCCUGUUCCGCGCGCUGGCGCGUUUACGCGCGUGGACCGAACUGUGCACGACCGGCGGAGUGUCACCGAGAUUCUCCAGCACAAAAGCUGCUCCGCGGUUCCGAAGAAUGGACUACCAGGAUGCGGUGUGCACCCUCAACACACUCCAGACAAACGCCAGCGCUCUGGAGCAGGUGAAGAGAGAGAGAGGUCAUCCUCAGCUCCAGCUGCAGGCCAUGAGAGGCUUUCUCCAGCGGGCAGGACUCAAGGUAGAAGACCUUGAUCGUCUCAAUAUUAUUCACGUAACUGGAACAAAAGGAAAGGGUUCAACGUGUGCCUUUACAGAACAGAUUUUGAGAAACUAUGGCUUCCGCACUGGAUUCUACAGUUCACCUCAUUUGGUGCAAGUGAGAGAGCGAAUCAGAAUCAACGGGCAGCCAAUAGGAAAAGAGCUUUUCACCAAAUAUUUCUGGCAGGUGUACGGGCGACUGGAAGAGACAAAGGAUGCCAAUGGAGGCAGCAUGCCUGCUUAUUUUCGCUUUCUCACCAUUUUGGCCUUCCACGUCUUUCUUCAGGAGAAGGUUGAUCUGGCUGUCCUCGAGGUGGGGAUCGGUGGAGCGUAUGACUGCACCAAUAUUAUUAGGCAUCCCUGGGUGUGUGGGAUCUCCUCUUUGGGCAUAGAUCACACCAGCUUACUGGGAGAUACCAUUGAGAAAAUUGCCUGGCAGAAAGGAGGGAUUUUUAAGCCGGGGGUUCCUGCGUUCACAGUCAAACAGCCUGAUGGGUCCAUGAAGGUGCUUCAAGAGAGAGCAGAAGAAAUUGGGUGUUCGCUGUCAGUGUGUCCUGAUCUGGAUGAGUAUGAGAGCGAGGGCUCGCUCAGGUUGGGUUUAGCUGGUCACCAUCAGCGCAGUAACGCUUCUCUGGCUCUACAGCUCUCACACACCUGGCUGCAGAGACAUGUCCUGACAGAUCCUGCAUCGUCAUCAUCUCUAGUGAAGUUCGGCGGUGUGAGUCCAGCUCCAGCUUUCCAGCCUAGUCCUGCAAUGAUAAAAGGUCUUGCAGAGACUGAGUGGCCUGGGCGCAAUCAGACGCUAAAACACGGCCCUGUGACGUAUUUCUUGGACGGAGCUCAUACCACACGCAGCAUGCAGGCCUGCGUCCGCUGGUUUAAUGAGAUCGCAACACAUCAUGAGAGAAAUGCUGGGGGUUCGGUGGUGAGGGUUCUCUUAUUCAACGCUUCAGGAGAGAGAGACUGUGCUGCCAUGCUCAAACUGCUCACACCCUGUCAUUUCGACUUUGCUGUGUUCUGUCCGAACAUCACAGAGGCCAUAGCGACCUGUAAUGCAGAUCAACAGAACUUUAACGUCGUGGAGAACAUGCUCACACGUUGCCUGGACAACCAGCAGAGCUGGCGCAUUAUGAAUGGCCAGGAGAAGAAGCCAGAGGCGGAGCUUCUGAUCGGGGGAGGUUUGCCUUUAGUGGCAGAAAGGCACAGCGACACACUGGUGUUUCCCUGCAUCCUCAGCGCCCUGCAGUGGAUCAGUCAGGGAAGAGACUCGGUUCUGUCAGACCCAAACAAAUGUGUCAUACCCGUUAAACCGAGCAUAAACUCGAAAGCUGCACUGUUACGAGAGGCCGUGAACAUACACGUCCUCAUCACAGGUAGCUUACACCUGGUGGGAGGGGCUUUAAAACACUUGGACCCUUCCUUAAACUCAUAAUGGAGACAUGCGCAUCUGACAAACAUAGCAAGUGCGCCACCUUGUGCCUAAACCCUGUCACACUACAGUUCAGUCUUAGUUCAGAAGAUUUACUGCCCGAAUUAAAUCAUGACCGCUUCUUCUAGAAUCCAUGCAUUCAACGUUGUGACUUGGGAAGAGCAUCGAACAUUGAGCGUUUGUCAGUUUAUGUAAAGAGCACAUAAAUUCAAAACUACUUGAGCUAAUCAUGUUUACUUUGAUUUUAAAGUGCAUUCAGUUCAUUUUCUGUGUAAGCUUCUUUGUUUUACAUUUCAAUUUUGAUGUUUUUAUCUGGAUCUUUUCAUUCAUGAAAUAGAAAGUCAGGUAACUUAUCCAUCAGUAUUUGUGUUAUUUUUUUGUUGCACUGAAAGAAUUGUGCCUAUAUAAAACACUAUUCUCUUAUAAUGUAAUAUUAUUAAUGUGUAAUUUCUAACACAUGUAUGGGAAAGUUUGCAUUCAAGUGGAUGCGAAAUGUUCAAAGUAUUUCAACACAGAGGUGCCCACACCCGUUCAUAGUAAAUAAACAUUUUAAAUGUGUUGUGUGUGUGUGUGUGUGUGUGUGUAUAUAUAUAUAUAUAUAUAUAUAUAUAUAUAUACAUACAUACACAUACACAUCAGAGGACUGGUGGUCUAUAAAAACUGACUAUUAGUGUAAUAUAUUUUUUUGUAGAAUUGUAUGUACUGUAGUUAUGAUGGGAGAGUGUGUCCUAGUCUAAAUAGACACUGCUAUAUUCAAAUGGAACAUGUUUUUUUUUGUUUUGUUUUUUUUUUAGAUUGUAGGUUGGUUUUGUUAUCUGGGAAAGUUUGAUAAUUAUAUCAAGAAAUGUGACUAACUAUUUUGGUCAAUAAAGAUGCCACUCUUGUCUUAAAGUGCCAUAGGAUGCUAUUCAAAAAAAUCACCACAGAUGGAAAUUGAAUAAAAACAAUGUCAAGA